Anthostomella pinea is the source of this 2121-nucleotide messenger RNA. NCBI's taxonomy places the organism in Eukaryota, Fungi, Ascomycota, Sordariomycetes, Xylariales, Xylariaceae. The record is from the annotation of a GenBank genome assembly.
AUGGACGGACAGAUCAUGGAUCCCAACCACCAUCGUCACCACGAAAAUCACCAUUACACCAGCAACGACCAUGACAAACCCCCACCACUACAAGCACCACCACCACCGGAGCCAGAGCCAGAGUCAUCACCACCCUCGCAAGCGGGCAGCAGCACCCUGCCCCACUACUUCCCGCUCGAGCCCGUGUCCGGCGCUACGCUGCUCGGGCUCGAGGUCGCGCGCCGCGAGGGGCUGGCGCGGAAGGGGCGGCUAAAGAUGGGCUGCGGCGAGGUCGACGAGGCGGCGCUGAUGGGCGGGCUCGAGCGCGGGGGCGUGGUGGGGGUUAGUGCUGAGGAGGGGGAUUUUGGGAUGCUUCUCGGACUACAAACCAUCGCACACUCCCUGGUCUUCCCUGCCCCGCCUACAACAAACUCAAACGAGAACCCAAGCUCAGACUCAAAGACAACGCCGCCGCCUCGGCCUCGAGCAGCCAUCAUCACCAUCCUACCAGCUACGACGAUCUUACCCACGCUGCGCGACGUCAUCAAGGCACAGGUGCAGAUCAAGCUGGGUCCGGCGAGCCCGGGCGUGGUGGAUGCCGAAGUCCGGCGGUGUCUGGAGCUGAUCUCGCUUUCGCGUGUGUUUGAUAUCGAGGGCUUGUGGCAGGUGCUCGGUGAGCUGGAGGACCAGGCCCAGGCCGCCGACACGGCGGCUGUGCCUGAUGAUGGAGGGGAGGAAGAGGAGAUUCCCACUGCUGCCCAACGUCAACUGGAAGACGAUGAGGAAGAAGCAGACGAAGGCGCGGGAAAUGGGGGGCCACCAGACGAGCCGGAAGGAUACGAGCCGCCGGAGUCAUCGCUGAGUUCUCCACCAGAGUCGUCCCCAGAACCUACUGCGGCGGUGCUACCGCCGCUGCGGAUAGGGAUAGGGGCGCGGCCCGGGUCGGAAGUGGUGCUCGACAGCGAAGACGAGGACGAGCUGUCGUUGGUGGCUCCUUCGUCUGCAUCGCCGGCGCCUAUACCGACUCCUGUACCCGAUUCCACAGCAGCACCCGAACCAACAACAAUACCACCACCACCACCGGCACCGCCAUCAGCAUCCCCAAACCCAUCAACACACCCCCAGCCCCAGUCUCAGCCUCCACUUCUGCCAUCAGCGCCCCCAAAAUCCAGAUUCGCAUCCGAUCAACCCCUCCCAGUCCCAGACAUAAUCCUCAUAACGCACUUCUCGUCGCUGCUGACGGCGCUCUUCACCCAGCGCGAAAAGCCGGCCGCGCACACGUCGCUGCAGCUCCUGGCGUCGCACCUGCGGUAUCUGGCCCGGUCCGCGGGCCCGUUGGUUCUGCUACUUAACUCUACGACUUCGCCGCUUUCAUCAUCGUCUUCAUCGUCGACAUGUACAGGAUCAACCGGCACCCACGCGACCCCAGGCUCAGGACCAGGAGGAGGAGGUGGAGGACCAGGUGGAGGACCAGUAACCCCAAACCAUCCACAUCAAAACAACCAGCCCCAGCGGCCCCUUGAACCCACCCUCCGCUCCAUCUUCAACCCAGCACCACUACCAAAUCCCGGCAGCGGGUCAGCGACCACCUACGGCGCCGCGGCCGCAUCGCUCAGCCGCCGCAACAAGCCCGCCUUCGGCGUCACGUUUGCGCAGUUCCUCGACGUGCACCUGCUGUGCACGCGCGUGCCGCGGGCGCGGGGCGAUGCCGAGAGGGUGUUUGCGCCGCCGCCUGCCCUCCGAGGUGGUGGGGUCGGGGUCGGGGUCGGGGUUGGAGCUGGUGGCGGUGUGGGAGUUGGUCAAGGCGCAGGGCAAGGCGAAGGACUGCUGGGGGUGCGGUAUGUGUGGGUUGUCGAGGCGUUGCUGGAUGAGAUGGGGGUAUGGAAGGGUGGUGCUCAGGGGCAGGGGCUGGGGCAGGGGCAGGGCGGCAAAGGGAACAAGGAGGGAAAGAAGACCACUGAUGGCGAAGCGAAGAUACCCAAACGGAGGAUGUUCAGAGAGCAGCGCUGGGGCGCCGUGGACGUGCGGAACGGCGUCCGCGUCGUUGAUGCGUUGGAGGGGUGGCAGGAACAGCAUGAUGCGCGGUAUCAGCAGCAGGGCCCUGUGAGGCUGGCUGCUGGGUUUGGGGUGCGUAGGGUGUGA